Molecule: messenger RNA, 2772 nt
Organism: Phytophthora infestans T30-4
Lineage: Eukaryota; Oomycota; Peronosporomycetes; Peronosporales; Peronosporaceae
Product: metalloprotease family M01, putative
Exons: 2
Coding region: 1-2772 (923 amino acids)
Biological process (GO): proteolysis; peptide catabolic process
Cellular component (GO): cytoplasm
Molecular function (GO): metalloaminopeptidase activity; peptide binding; zinc ion binding
Source: RefSeq, a predicted model, not a curated record
AUGCGCAAACUGUCGCCGAAUUUCACAAUCAGAUCUUCUGCCAAGUGCGCACGUGACCAUCACUCCCGAGUCAUGUCCGACGAGACCGAGGUGUUCAAGCGCCUGCCGACGUGUGUGGUGCCGGAGAAGUAUCACGUGGAUUAUGAGCUCAUCGACCUCCUUAACUUCCGUUUCGAAGGCUCCGAGCGCGUCGUGCUGCGUGUGGAUGAAGAAACGUCCGUCAUCACCUGCCACGCCGUCGAACUCUACGUCUUCGACGUAUCCGUAGAGGACGCAGCCUCUGGGAAGACGCAGGAGGCGCAGCAGAUCACGUACCAGAGCAAGGACGACUCGGUCUCCUUCCACUUCGCCGAGCCGCUGACGCCCGGCUCAACUGUGACGCUCAAGCUCCAGUUUCACGGCUUCCUGAACGACCAGCUGCGUGGAUUCUACCGUACCGAGUACAUGCACCAAGAGGAGAAGCGUGUGCUCGCUGUCACGCAGUUCGAAGCUUGCGACGCUCGUCGAGCCUUUGUGUGCUGGGACGAACCAGCUUUGAAGGCCACAUUCAAGAUGUCCAUGGUCACCGAGACCGACCUCGUGGCUCUGUCCAACGCCCACGUCGUAGAGACGCUCGUGAGACCCAAAAAGAACGCGCAUAUCCGCAAGAAGACGCGGCCAGAAGUGGGUGGAGCGAUGGAGAAGCUCUGGAGGUUCGCAGAGUCGCCGGUGAUGUCGACGUACCUCGUGGCGAUGGUGGUGGGGGAGUUUGAUGUGAUCUCAGACUUAACCAAGGAAGGCGUCGUGGUCAACGUGUACACGGCGCCAGGGCAGAGCGCGCGUGGCCGAUUCGCGCUGGAUGUGGCGACCAAGGCGCUGUCGUUCUUCUCGGACAGCUUUGGGAUCUCGUAUCCUCUCAAGAAACUGGAUAUGGUGGCGAUCCCUGACUUCCUGGGGGCUAUGGAGAAUUGGGGGCUGGUGACGUAUACGGAGACGUUCUUGUUGGUGGACCAGAAGCUCAGCAGUCACGAGAUUAAGGCUGAUGCGGCACGUGCUAUCUGCCACGAACUAUCCCACCAAUGGUUCGGCAACUUAGUGACGAUGGAAUGGUGGACGGGACUGUGGCUGAACGAGGGCUUUGCGCAGUUCAUGGAGUUUGAUGCAGCCCAUUACAUUUUCCCAGAGUGGAAGCUCUGGGAGACGUUCGUCCAGGAUAUUAUGCUGGGCUCUGCGUUCGUCAAGGACGCUAUGGUGUCUUCUCACCCGAUUGAGGUGGUUGUGCAUCAUCCUGAUGAAGCUGACGAGAUCUUUGAUGCCAUUUCGUACCAUAAGGGCUCCAGUAUGGUGCGCAUGCUGUCGGAGUAUCUCGGUCGUGACGCUUUCUACCGUGGUGUACAUGACUAUCUGGUGAAGUUUAGUUAUAAGAACACAGUGACGGAGGACUUGUGGGAGGCGCUGGAAAAGGUCUCUGGACAGAAGUUGAAGGCCAUGGCGGACACGUGGACCAAGCAAGUGGGUUUCCCUUUACUGACGGUUAAACAGGACGCAGACGGCAAGUGCGUUCUCGUCCAGGAGCGUUUCUUCUCUGAUUCGAGUCUUAACGCUGGCGACAACACGUUGUGGGACAUCCCGCUGACGUACUGCACGUCGGAGGACCCCAGCUCUAUCAAGCGUCUUGGCAUCUGGAGCCCGAAACCUAAGCAAUCGACACCCACGACGCCCUAUACAGCUGAUGACGAGAUCAACAAGCAGAUUCAAGUGCCGACAGGACCUAAGAGCUGGAUCAAGCUGAACCCGAACCAAGCAGGUUUCUAUCUCGUCAACUACUCUCCUGCUCUAUGGAAACGUCUGGAGAUCCCUGUGACGGAGCAGCUUCUUGGGGUUCCCGACCGUGUUAGUCUCCUAAGCUCCGUGUUCGCAUUUGCUCGAGCCGGUGUGUUGGACCUUUCGGUAGCUUUGGACUUUACGAAUGCGUAUGUCGACGAGUCCGCUUCUUUGUGCUGGAAGGAGAUCUCGCGUAACAUGGGCUAUUACUCGAACCUGUUCCGUGAUGAGCCCUUCUACCCGGAGCUCCAGCGCUACAUCCGUACACUGUUUGCGCAUGUGAUGAAGCGGUUGGGGUGGGAUACUGACGCGUCCAAGCAAGCGGAUGCCGACGAAGGAGAGUUCCGUAAGACGGUAAUCUACCGCUUGGGUCUGGCUAAUGACCAGGACGUCAUCAAAGAAGUCAAGACGCGCUUCCACGAGUACAUCGCUGGCGAUGCAACGGCUCUUACCGGUGACCUACGUGGCUCCGUGUUCGACAUCGAGGUGACGCAUGGAGAAGCGGCUAAUGCGAAGCUGCUGCAGGAGCUGUACAAUAAGAGCGACUUUGCUGAGGAACGAAACGACUGCCUGAGUGCUAUGGGCUCUGUCUCGAGUACAGUCGCUAAGCUCCAAGUCUUGGACUGGGCGGUGGACAAUGUGCGCUCGCAGGAUAUUCACUCUCCGUUUAUCAGUGUGGCCAGCGACAAAGUGGGCGUUCAGGUUGCAUGGCAGUACGUGCAAGACAAGUGGGACGUACUGUCUAAGAAGUACUCGGCUAUGACGCUAGGCUACAUCGUGUGCGGUGUGGUGUCUCGCUUCCAAAGCGAAGCCAUGGCUGUGGAGGUCGAGGCCUUCUUGGCGGACAAGGAAACGUCCGGAUACAAGCGUCGUCUCGAGGUGGCUCUAGAAGGAGUACGUCUCAAGAGCGCCGCGUACUGUCGCGACCGUGAAACGCUGGCCAAGUGGCUGAAGGAAAGAGCCGUUUAA